Molecule: messenger RNA, 2206 nt
Organism: Archocentrus centrarchus (flier cichlid)
Lineage: Eukaryota; Metazoa; Chordata; Actinopteri; Cichliformes; Cichlidae
Product: lysozyme C-like
Exons: 5
Coding region: 17-574 (185 amino acids)
Molecular function (GO): lysozyme activity
Source: RefSeq, a predicted model, not a curated record
AAUAGCUGAAGACGAGAUGAGGGUGCAAGUAGUGGUUCUCCUGGUAGUGCUGGGCUGCAGCUGGGCUCGUGGACGAAUUGUGUCAAAAUGUGAACUGAGGGACAAACUGAUUCAGGCAAUCAGCAACCUACCACAAAAGGCAAAGGAGUCAGGACUGGGUGGAGGGAACUUUGUGGCCAAGAUUGUCUGUUUUGCGGAAAUUGCAUCAAAAUUUAACACCAGUGUGAUGACCUAUGGGAUGGGAGACCAUGACAUUCGGGAGAAGAGGGACGUUUCCAGCAGUCUGGCUGAACAGGAGGUCUGGACACUCUAUGGUGUUUUCCAGCUCUGCAAUGAACUGGCCUGCAGUGACGGCACAAACCCAUCACCGAAUGUUUGUCAGAUAAACUGCACCAACUUGAUUGAUGAUGACAUACAAGAUGAUGUCCACUGUCUGAUGAUGCUCUUCGUCCAGCUUGUUGAAAAUGGCUUUGGGGCAGACCACUGGGAGGAGCUAAAGAAAGAGAUCAAACUCAUCUUGCAGGAUAAGUGCAAAGAUAAGCAGGACGCUGAGUACUUUGCUGAAUGCUCAUAAAAGAUUCAGCAAUGAAUCUUAUGUUAAAAAAGAGUGCAUGGAUUUUGAUAAUAUGAUAAAACUAACACAAGCUGCAUCUUAAUAAUGUGUUAAUAAUGUAAAGGUGUCUGGAAAAAAAUGAAUCGAGUCUAUAUGAUGCAUAUUAAAGUGAGUACUGUGACGCAGAGAAGACAGAAAUGUUAACUAAUGACCUAGAUAGAAGUGUGGCCCUGGUGCCAUCAUGGAGCAGCUCAAAGCACAGACAAAAUGAUGAGACUACACAGAUAACAGAGUUUUAAAAUCACCAAAAAUGAGUUAAAUUACCCUCAAAGGAGAUGUGGAUUGGCUAGAUCAGCCAUGUGAUGAGUUUAUUAAUACAGGAAUGUGGUGAAGGUGUCUGAAGGAGAACAGUUAACCAAAAACCAAUAAAACCCAAACCAACAACACUCCUGAUAGGGGAGUGUUUUUAAAACAGCUAGCCAGUAUGUGUGCUUCCUCUUAGGACAUGCUUAGGUCAAAGGUCACCUUAACACCACUUUUUGUGAGUUUAGUGUUGCUUUGAUCUGAUUUCUUCUGUGCACCCAAUAAAGUCUCAGUGUCCUCUAACAUGGACUCUAACUCUAACAUGGACACUAACAUGCCUGUGUCAGUGUAUUAUGUAUCAUUCUUCUAUAAAUGUGUAAAGAAAAUGUUUCUGCUGUUUUCAAGGUCAUAAACAUAAAGUGUCCUUUUUUUUUUUUUAAGUCCCAGACAUCAGAGAUUGAACACUUUGUCAAACAAAAGGCACCAAAGCGACUUGCUUAUUUUAAGAAAAGAAUGUGCCCGUUCAAAAAAAAAAAGUAACCCUGCAUGUAAAAAAAACAAUGACACAAAGUGCACUAAAACAGAUUGGGAUUGGGGUUGGGAUUAAUCAUCCAUAGGUGACCAGCUGGAAGUGAGAGCGCUGUCAGUGUUGCCUCAACCAGCACCAGUUUGUGCAUGUCUUUAAGAAACCCACGACACUGACAAAAAGACGUUUCUGCUACCCUGGAAAGGAGACGCAGAUCAGCCAAUCUGCCAUUUUAGAGAAAAGGUCAAAUGACUCCAUGUUAACUUUACAACAAGAAAACCCACAAUCCUUUAUGUAUUGUCUGUUUUUUUGUUGUUGUUUUUUUUAACACAGUGCAAGAUGUGAAAACUGUUUUAAAAAAAAGCCUGCAGCAAACGUGGCAAUUAGAAGUUGUCUGAAGUUGAAAAAGUCUUUACACACUGACUUUAUGGGAUGGAAAAAAAUAAGGAUUUUUUUGUUCUUGGUCUAUACCUGUUUUUCUUCCAUCUUCUUCUGGGUGGAGCUAGAGCCUAUUCCAGCUGCCAUAGGGUAACAGGCAGGUGCACCUUCUGUCACAGGGCUAGCACAGACAACCAUUCACACCAGCAAUCAGUUUAGAAUCACCAACUAUCCUGAUUCAGUGCAUGUCUUCGGACUGUGGGAGGAAGCCAGAGUACACCGAAAGAAGCUCCACAGACACGGGAAGACCAUGCAAGCUCCACACAAAGAUCCCAGCCUGGAUUUGAACCCAGGAGCUUUCUGCUCUGAGGUCACAGUGCCGCCACACCAACACGCUACUGUUCAAGUGCUGUAGUUUAAUAAUUUUAGGUGUUCAAUAAAGAAGA